Miscanthus lutarioriparius is the source of this 909-nucleotide messenger RNA. NCBI's taxonomy places the organism in Eukaryota, Viridiplantae, Streptophyta, Magnoliopsida, Poales, Poaceae. The record is from the annotation of a GenBank genome assembly.
AUGUCCCGACCCUCGGCGCAUCAGCAACAUCAGUGGCAGCGGCGGCGGCAGCACGGCGAAGUGUUCGUCCGGCUGGUUACCGCCGCGAACCUCGUCCAGGAGCUGUCCACGAUCCGCGCCCUCCUGGAGACGUACCCGCACGUGACCGUGCACGCGGAGCACCACGGCGGCGGCGGCGGCGACGAGGAGGGCAACAACCUGCCGCCCGGCGUGCGCAUCGACAACCUCCCCGCGGCGUCCCGGUACGGGCUGGCCAAGGUGGACGUGGACUCCUCGGUCCCGUACUCCCAGCUCGGCAUCACGCUGUGCGACGCCAACGGGAGGCUCCCCGUGCUGACCGCCACGCCCUGGCCCCCGGGCGCCGCCGCCGCCGGACAGUCCGUGUGGCAGGUCGGGUUGCACGACCGCGACUACUCCGUCUCCGGCGGUGUAGUGAGCAGCCUGAGCAUGAGGGCGUUCGCGUACGCGCUGUUCGCCACGGGCGUGGUGUCCGCGGAGACCCGGCGGAGCACCGCCGUCACGUGGGUCGCGUACGGCGGGCUCUACCACCUCGGGUUCCUCCUCAAGGUGCUCACCGGCGGCGCGCGGCUGCCGGACACGAAGGAGGAGUUCCUGGCGUCGCUGAGAGCCUACCUCGGCGACAGGGUGUUCGACGGGAGGUACGUGGCGGCGCGGCUGCCCGGGGAGGAUGAUGUGAGCUUGAAGGGCCCUCUCACGCACAUGGCGGCGCUGCUCGGUGCGCCCGCGGCGACGGCGGCAAAGGAGCCGUGGCAGGCCGGGGAGCGGAGCCUUGUCGCGUGCCAGGUGUUCAUGCGCCUCAAAGGGCUCUUCUUCGCAUGGGACGACACCAUAGACGUGCAUGCUGGCUGUAUCCACGGCCUGCACUCACCAACGUCGUCGUCGAGCUGA